Molecule: messenger RNA, 1065 nt
Organism: Hydatigera taeniaeformis
Lineage: Eukaryota; Metazoa; Platyhelminthes; Cestoda; Cyclophyllidea; Taeniidae
Source: the annotation of a GenBank genome assembly
AUGCCUGGUCCAGUAAAGGACGUAGAUUUACGAAUUGAAAGUUACAAAGAUGUGUCCAGCAUUCGCACACUCAUGUCAUUUGUCAAACCGGGGUGGCCAUUUGACAAACUUCAAUUUAAGCUAUUUAAUGAGGGUACUUCAAACGUUUUGUUCGCUGUUUUUCUUGACCACCCACUUGCUCCGGAUAAUUGUGUCCUUGUACGUAUUUUCGGCUAUCAGACAGAACUUUACAUCGACCGAGAUCGAGAAGCCAUUUAUUUGUGGAUUCUUAAUCAGUUGAACUUUGCCAGCCAGGUAUUUUACAAAUUCACAAAUGGUAUCUGUUAUGGAUUUGUGCCGGGUUCUACUGUCAAUUAUGACCUACUUACUGACCCUAAAUUCUUCAAAAUGAUUGCAAAGAAGAUGGCUGCGUUGCAUACUCUUCCGAUCGAUGAAUUUGCAGAGCAGCAUUUCUCUGAUGUUGGAUUCAUUUUUGAUACGAGUCCUUCUGUUUUGAAUUCGGCUUUGAAGUUCAUCAGUCUCAUCUCCGACAAACUCUUGUUUAAAGUAACCACAAAUUGUGCUGGUGAUGGAAUUACUGACAAUGGUUCCAAUUUGGUUUUCCCAACAAAAGAGUAUCUCAUAGAGGAGGUGCUUUUUCUUCGGAAACUUCUUUCAACUGCAAAAUCUCCUGUAAGAUUUUGCCACAAUGAUUUACUCUUUGGAAAUAUUGUUUUGUCACCGGGAAAGGAUUCAAUUCACUUUAUCGACUUUGAGUACUGUGGCUACAACCAUGUGUGCUAUGAAAUCGCGAAUCAUUUUUGUGAAUAUACAGGCAUGACAGAUCACGACUUUUCCCGGUAUCCCUCACACCAACUCCAAGUAGAAUGGGUCCGAACCUAUCUUUUUGCUUUCAAACAUUACUCGAAUGGGGAUUCAAAUGACUCUAUAUUCGUUGAGGAGCAAGAAAUUGACGCGUGGUUGGACGAGAUUCGAAAUUUCACUUUGGCCUCUCACCUCUAUUGGGGCAUUUGGAGCAUUGUGCAGUCUCAACGAUCCAAACUGAAUUUCGACUACACCAAGUAA